Messenger RNA from Amoebophrya sp. A25, 6746 nucleotides. Lineage: Eukaryota; Dinophyceae; Syndiniales; Amoebophryaceae. The record is from the annotation of a GenBank genome assembly.
AGAAUCACUACAGGGGAGAAGUGGAUUUUUAGUUAGCUUUACUGGAUAUCAUUAGUUUUCAUGGUUAAAACUGAAGCCACUUGUUGCUUGUAUCUUCAAUUGUUCAUCGUUCGCCAUUCAGUUGAUCGUCACGAUCGUGGUAGAACAGUUUAUGUCGACGGAUAAUAUUUUUUGCUCUACUUAGUGUAGUAAAGACGUACCAGUCAAAAUGGCGUUGAUGAGCAACAACGCCUUGGAGCCCUAUAGUGGGGCUCCUCGGCAGCAGCGGUCACGUGGGUUCGUUACCGUUCGAGAACCUGCUCUGGGUUUUUUUCUUACUGGUUCCACGGUGGACGACAUGAACGGAAUCUACGUGUGCGUGAAAAACGAUUCCGUCACCGAGCUCAUGGAUCCGAAGCAUGAGGUCCUGCUCGCUUACAAGAACGACAACCGUAUUGGGUAUGUCAUGGUGUUGGUGCAGCCGAAGCAAAAGCCUAAAACAAUGGAAGAGAAGAUGCUGAAGCGCGCGCGGAAGAUGCAGAAGCGCAAACAAAAACAAGCGCGACAGAUGCGACAUCUUUAUGGUGGACGGUCCCUUUAUGGCGAUGAUUCCGAUGAAGACAGCGACGAGGAGGAAGAAGAAGAAAGCAGCGAGGAGGACAGUGACGACGAUGAAGGUGAGAGAGGGCUGAAUACAGCAUGAUUGAAGUCGACGGCUCAUAUGAUGAUCUUAAUCAGCAGCUGCUAGCUAGUUACCCUUUUUUUUGAAAGAAGCAGUAAGCCUGAUGUUAUGGCAAACGAAUCAGUAUAAUGUUAAUGAAUACGCAUGUUAGAAUGCGCCACCCAUACAAGAAAAGUAUGUUAUCCUCUUCAAAACAGUCCACAACCUCCGCAAGCGUGAGUGGCUUGUCAUUGACCAACGCGGGAAGGAUCGAUUCCGCCAUGACGGUGACACCAUUAUCCCCGGUGCGGGAACCUCGUGGAAGCACUUGCAUCGACUGCAUCCGGACAACCAGAAAAAGGUUGACGAUGAGGAGUUAAGCUGUCAGGAGGAUGAGGAUGACUAUGCGUCCGUCGAUUCGGAUGCGGAAAACAAAGUCAAUAGCGGCAACGUGAGCCGCAACAAUUCGAAGAAAUCAAAGGAAGCAAGCAGCUCUUCUUCCUCGGUACUUCUUGACAACACGCAUCUUGAUCAUUGUCUAUUAAUUGACAGAAAGAAAAUCAAAUCGAUGAAUCAUAGCCAUCACCUGCACCAAGAUGAAAUUACUAUGAGAUCUAUCCUUGAUAGGACACAAGAACAAACUCUCACCAACUUAGCAUGAUGAAAGCACCGGUCUAUCCUUCAUCGUUUUUUUCCGAUUCCUCUCCUCGUGAGAGCGGAGUUGAUGAUCGACCGCGGCGUCCUUUCUGACCUUUUGUGAUGAAUGUUUCCUGUUUUCCUAAAGAUCACGCUAGAAGUAACAACGUCGUUCUUGUUGCUACCUUCUCAUGAUGAAAGCGUCGGCCUUUUCCUUCAUCGUCUUUAUCGGAUUCAAAGGCUUGUUUUCGGACAAGCAUUUGAAUUUGAAGAUCGGCCGCGGCGUCCUUUCUGAAGCAACAAGAAAUAUACUCAACGAAUAAAAAAACAUUCAUCAACUACAGCUCGCUAAAGAAUCUUUGAACAAAGUCAGACCAAGAACUGCUUCGAUUUACAACCAUACCACAGCGUUUUCAGUCAACGGCUAUUCAGCCAAAAGAGGAGAAACCGGAUGACGAGGAUGAACUCCCGUGGCAGGUUAUUGCUAUUCUUGAUAAGGAGACCGUGCAGGAUAUGCGUUACACUGCUAGAUGCUAUGACGCGAAUAUUCGGGAGGCGAAGUCGGGUCGUAGACUCCCAAAGGUGGAGGCGCUCACAGGUUCGAAUUGGCUUCCCUCGUGAGUACACGUUGAUCAUCUACUGUCAGUCUACUUAUUCCUGGAAGAGACACGAUCACGAAGAUAAAAGAAAAACAAGUCAUCAGGCUACAUUUAGAAGAAGUUCUCAGGCUUGUUUUCCACGACUGGAGUGGUAGUACUACAACAACCUACCCUUCAUGCUACCUCCCGCUCUCAAUAGAGGCAUGAUUGAUCUUUUGAAUCAUCCUUUUCCCACCCGCCCACAACUAGGUCUUGACCCCGCACGGCUGGCUGGUUGCUGGGUAUACAAGGUUACUGCGUCUGCGGGAGUGGAAGUCCGCGUCUCCCCUUUUUGGGACUCCCCGGUUAUUGCACACACGCGCAAAGGCGAAUUUUUACAGGUUGUGGAGAAGCGGACGAUAGAGGACGAGGACCACGUGUGGCUAAAGUUGAAAACUGAAAACCGUUUCGAUGCGUACAGCGGUAUGUACGGUUAUGGCGGAGGGAUUUUCGGUAAUCGCGAUGAUUGGAUCGAAGAACGCUGGGUCAGCUUACGGGAUGAGGAUGCGGUACCUUCACCAUCACGUCCUUGUUGUACCUGAUCAAGUUCAGCUUCGCCUGCGUUUCAGAUUUGCAAGAACAGUCACUACACUUACAGAGCGUGUAUUAGCGUCUACAAUAAAUCACUGAUACCACCAAUUCCACUUACUUGCUUCAUUUUCUGGUUCUUAGCCUUGGCAGAUAUGACAUUUGCACCUCAUCCGAUUUUCAAAUACGUCUACUAGGAUCCCACCGACGCGUCAGCGUGUCGUUUGCAAGAAGUGGUUGACCUCCCAGAAAUGACGGACGAAAUGCCAAAGGAACAGGCGGAUGCUGCGGCCUUUGAUCGACCCUUUGAGCCUCGGUUAGAGGACGCUGCGAGAGAGGAGGAGGCCGAAGAGGAAGAUAUUUCUGCGGCGGCAGCAGCAAAACUAGGUAAACUUCUUUUCAUGCAAAUACAUCUAGCUUGGCAACAAUAAGUGUUUAGUUACCAUAGGCAUAGUGGCGAAGAAACUGAGACAGUGCUAAGCGUAGCAAGUUGAUGAACCUCUGCGAUUGAAUGCACUUUUCUAUGGAAAUUCGAACACAACAAUGUAUGCUAAACAGAGUCCGCCGGAGCUGGCGAGGCUAAUGUCGAUCUGAGCCGCUAUAGAAUUGCAGAAGACGAGGAGUCUGAAGAGGCAGUGCCGGAUGUUGGAUCGGAAGUCGCUCUGGAGGGAUUGAAAAAUGAAAGCUACAAUGGAGAAAUCGCUGUCGUUGUGAAAAGUCUGGUUGAUGGACGGAUUGGUGUUCAGUUGAAGAAAGACGACACACCAGUCGCUGUGAAGGUACCUACUUAUUCUCUAAGAACGCUGUAGCUGUUAAUGUGGAAAUCGAUAGUUGAGCGUUGUUCUUGAUUUUUUGUCAAGAAGUGAGACCAAUGAAUGUAGUAGACAAGAACUGUUGCAGCAUCGUUUAUCGUUCGAUUGGUGUUUAUCUUUUCUCAUGAUUCCCCACCACACGCACACAUCAGUUGUCGAACGUGCGCCUCCACAGCGGAUCGGCAACAGCGCCCAACGACGGACCGCUUGCUCAACAUGCGCGAAAACUGGGUUUAAGUCUUUCGUUCCUUGGACUCACAGAGAGCGCAUCCGACAUCCCUGCUUCCGGCGAAAAGACCGCUGAAAAAGCAGAGGAGAACAAAGAAAACGUCGAGGUUGCCAAAAAGAGUACAGAGGACGAAUCGCCACUGAAAGAAAAAGUUGCGUCAUCGGGCACUUGCAGCACCGCUGCCAGCGAAGCAGCCUCUCCGGAUACGACGGAAGAGAAAAUGAAUGUUAGCGAACAAACUGAGGUGCAGAGUGGGAGCAGGCAGGAGGUCGAAAAAGCACAAAAUCAUGUCUGUGAAGUUUUGGCAACGGCUCUAUGUGCUGCGAAUCGCGAUGCAGGACCAGCAAACUUUACUUCGUUGCAAACUAUGCGAACUUCCUACGAAGCUUUAGUCAAUGCAGUGUAUCCUGCGGGUGAGUCAAAAACGCACGUCGACACGGCAGCGGUAGUGAAGGAGAUGAAAUUCCUCGAAGCAAAAGCCGCGAAAAAACAACAGCAGGCGACAACUUCAUCAAGCGAAGACUCGACCAAAAAGUCUCCCACAACUGCAACUGAAGAGGGAUCUUCAGCAACCACAACGACAUCAUCUUCGUCUUCCCACAGCUCGCCGAUGGACGUGCUGAAGCGGGGCCAGCUAGGUAAGCGUGCGCAGAAGGCCUCUAUGGACGCUGAGGACACAGAGAGCAUCAAGAGCGUUGUCUACGGUGUGCAGGAGUUGCGACGACUCGUUGUCGACGAGGUUGAUGACGAAACGGCCGAUAGUUUGCGUCUCAGGUUGACUUUGGUGAAUGGUUUGCUCAAAUGCAGGCGUGAGGCUGAUGCGUCCAAAGAGGCUGCGGUUGCACUGAAGAUGUUCCCGGAUUCGUGCUGCGCAGCUCUGUGGCAAGCGCGAUUUCUGAUUCGUCGCGGGAAAAUCGACGAGGGCGUCGAGUUAUUGCAGCGACUGGCGUCGGGUGAGAGCGCGGCCAACGCACUCCUUGGCAAGACGUCGUCACCCAGCGACGAUAGCACCACGUCUGCCUCGACUUCGUCGACCAAGUCUGCAAGAAUGGCGCAGGUGAACCCAGACGCAAGCUGGGCACGUCUUGAGGCCGCCCGUCGCCUCAAGGCUUGGAAGGACAAGGAGCGUGGGGAGCGCCGUGCGAUGGACGCGUAUAGCCGUGGUUUGUUCAAAGACGCUGCGGGAUUCUACGACAGCGCUCUUGCUGGGGCAGUUGCCUUUGAGGACGACAAGUGGUGCCGUGCAGAGUUGUUCGCUGCGCGCGCUGCAUGCUUUCGACGCGAGCGCGAGUGGACAAAGGCACUCGAUGAUUUAGAUAGCGCCCUGUCACUCUACCCGAAAUACAAACGUGCGCUCUUCCGAAAGGGAGUCGUUCAGCUGGAUGCAAGUACUUCCAGCACUUUUUUAUGAAUGAUGUUAGAAAGUCGUUUUCUGAAUUUGAUGGUGAUAACCUAAGUACCGCAUGUACUUGUGAUGAAAGAAUGUCAACAACAACAACAACAAUAUGUCGACUAAAUAUGUCAUAUAAAAAAGAACAUGAUCUAGAUCUUCUGUAUGUUCUACUGGUGGAAUACCAUUUCAUCGAAGCUGUCCAAGUCCGCCAAACACGACAAAAAAAUCAGGUCGCCCGACGGAAGCGAUCAAGAGUUUCGAAACUUUGCUGGGUUUGGACCGUGACUGGGAGAAUUUAUUGGACUGGCUCGUUCGUGCUCAUGCCAUGCAACGACGCGCUGUUAGUGGUAAGGCGCGCGCGAAUGAUUACAUGGGUGGGAUGUUCUCAGACGCCAAGAUGGGCACCUGGGCGGAAGCGGCGCAGCCCGAUGACAUUGCGGACAUGAAAGACCACUACGCGGUCUUGGGAGUAACACAAGAUGCGACGGAGAAAAUGCUCAAGCGCGCCUACCGUAUCAUGAGUCUGAAAUAUCAUCCGGAUAAAGAGGGAGGCUCAACACGCGCGUUCCAGCGCGUUGCGACGGCGUAUCAGACUCUGAGUGAUCCCGAGAAGCGAGAGCAGUACGAUAACGGCGCGGAUUUGAAGCACGAGAAGAAAAAUAAUGAUGACAGCGACAGCGAUGGCGAACAAGAGAAGAAGAGUUUGCGGGAAGAGAUCGAGCGAAAAUAUUUCCCGGAACGCUACAAAUUCUGGCCCUUUGGCGAUCCUUUUGUGCAGAAACGCAAGCUCAUGGAACAGCGACAACGACGUGCAGGCCGACCAAACUGGUGGGAUAACUUCUAGGCGUUUCUCUUUAGUAGCGUUGGGAAGUAUCCGCGAAGGCUCGGGAUGUCGAAACGAGGUUUGAUUUUAAAAACUUGUUUGUUGUUGUUGUUGGUGGAGUUCCAUCGUUAUUUAUUCUAUAGACUUGUUCCCCGCGCGGGGACAUUCCCUGUAUAUCCCCUGUUAAGGAUCGUUUCGUAAAUUUCACAUAGUCACAAUUUCAUGUUGAUGUUGAAGCUCGAUAAAAGCGUUUUUUAAUUUGAUCAGUUAGUACAUAUCCUAGUUAUUCUGUUUUGAUAUAGACGUAAAGCCGAGCAAAAAAGUGACAAAAAAUGACUUAAUAUUGACGAGGCUUCAAUCUCAAGAAUCUCGAAUGAAUACUGCCGUGGUGAUCAGGUUGGAAGUGAAAACAUGUACAUUUGUCGAGUCGCAUUGCGAAUUUCGAGGUAGUUCUGUCAUAUUGUAGUAUAUUUCAUUCUUGGUUGUCGUAGUGUGUCCGAGACCUCGACGGUGGACAUGAUACCUAGUUUGAGUUAAUCUCUUCUCACCUGAAGAAAACUCAUUCUCACACUCACAUUGAUUUUUUGAGUCGUUCAAGUACGGAUGUUGAUGAAUCUACUUAAGUAAAUAAAUGAUGUUUUCCGGCCGUCUAGUGAAUUCUUUUUUUCUGGACGCGGUCAAAGAGAAGACUAGGAAUAUUCAUUUAUGCGACAUAGUGUGAACGUUAUUUUUCGCAAAGAACGAGAAUUCUUCUCAGGAACAUGAUGGAGUAGCCCUCUCAACCGGACUCCAUUUACAUUGAAAGUGAAGUUCUUCAAUAGCGGUCUACACCCUCUAGUACCUUGUAGUAUUUGGCGGCUGGCUUCUUGUACUUCUUUAUAGUUGAAUGAUGUUAGAAAGCAGGAUCAACAUCAAGAACACUAGCAUUGAAAAUCGAAAAAGAAACCCGACAAACAAAUCAUAGCAGAGUUUCCGUUUCGGUUCUUGUUGUCAAAAGUGAGAACAGUCAGGAUUCGCACGACAUGCAACGAUGAGCGUAAAGCAGAG